AUGCAGACCCUCAAAGAUCUCACAAACUCGUUGCAUGACAAUGCAAGUUUGCAGCGAUUGCGGGAGAAUUUGAAUGAGAUACCCAAGAGGUGGUUGGCGAGAGUUGACCAGCCAGAGGACUAUUUGCUGGGCACAGUGAAGGGUGAGUGCAAUUAUCACUUCAAGUUUCGGCUUGAAGGUGGUGGAUACUUCCAGACGGGAGUUCUGGUGGCUUCUGCAGAAGCAAGUCCUGGAGGCCUUCCCGUGCCAUUGCGCUGCAAAUGGAGACGGCGAGUUGGAGAUUUACCAGUUGAGAUACCUGGUGUCACUUCGAAUAUGUAUCAGAUCUCGGCUGAUGAUGCUGGGACCGACAUUUCAGUAGAGGCACAACCAGCAGACGCCGAUGAUGGUCAUCAUGGCAUUGUUGUCGGGGAGAUUGGUCCCUUCGAGCUUGAUCCAGCAACUCGACGGAGUCUUGACAAUGCACUGGGAUUUGGUGGAAGCAGGUUUACUGUAAUGCAAUCAAAACUUCCUGGAGAACCAGCCAGUGGGCGUCAGGACUUGAGCAUCCAAGUAUCCACUGAAGGCGUAAGAGUAGCACCUGUGCAAGGAGGCUACAGUCAAAACCGAGAAAGCAGGGAAAUUUAUGCUGAGUACACCGGAGACUACCCGAAGGUUAUCAUUCAUCCGUUGGACACGUCAAAGUUUCAGCUGGUGAUGAGCGAAGUCAAGACGUUCCACCUCAUUGCGCUUUCCCGCACAUCUCGAGAUCUCAUUGCUUUGACCAUCCGAUGCUUUCACGCCAAGAAGUUCAUGUCAACGUCCAGUAUUUUGCAGACGGUGUUACCUGUUUCAAUGCCUGACGCUACAGGUGUGAUGCCUACUAUGGACUCGCGGCUCGAUGCCUCAAUCGUUUUAGAGAGGCUCGCAAAGGCGCGUUUCACACGCAGCAGGUGCAGGCAUGGCAGGUAUGUUUUCCUCAACCUUGCACGGCUGCUGCCGAUUUAUUGGCUCGGCCACAACAGCAAGCCAGCAAUGUCCCAAUGA
Molecule: messenger RNA, 1026 nt
Organism: Durusdinium trenchii
Lineage: Eukaryota; Dinophyceae; Suessiales; Symbiodiniaceae
Source: the annotation of a GenBank genome assembly